Molecule: messenger RNA, 300 nt
Organism: Eimeria mitis
Lineage: Eukaryota; Apicomplexa; Conoidasida; Eucoccidiorida; Eimeriidae
Exons: 1
Coding region: 1-300 (99 amino acids)
Source: RefSeq, a predicted model, not a curated record
AUGCGCGGGAGCACCACCUGCAUGCAGCAGCAGCAGCAGCAGCAGCAGCAGCAGCAACAGCAGCAGCAGCAGCAACAGAAGCAGCAGGAAUAUCAACAGCAGCAGCAACAGCAGCAGCAGCGGCAACACCAGCAGCAGCAGCAGCAGCAACGAAAUUUCAACCCAAAGGAACGGCACCAACAACAGCAACCACCUCCGCCACACCAUCAGCAACAAAAACCCCAGCAGCAGCAGCAGCAGCAGCAGCAAAAGGAAGGACGCAGCAACAGCAGCAGCAGCAGCAGCAGCAGCAGCAGCUGA